Molecule: messenger RNA, 1458 nt
Organism: Colletotrichum spaethianum
Lineage: Eukaryota; Fungi; Ascomycota; Sordariomycetes; Glomerellales; Glomerellaceae
Exons: 2
Coding region: 1-1458 (485 amino acids)
Molecular function (GO): hydrolase activity, hydrolyzing N-glycosyl compounds
Source: RefSeq, a predicted model, not a curated record
AUGGCCGCGUCAAAACUCGCAGGAAUAGCGUCCCUUACUCAAUUUCCAUCGAAGCCGCGAGUCUUGAUCUUGACAGAUAUCACUAACGAGCCUGAUGAUGCAGAAUCGUUCUGCAGAUAUCUCACCUACUCCAAUCAGUUCCGCACCGAAGGCAUAGUCGCCGUCACAUCCACAUGGCUCAAGAACAAGGUGGCGCCGCAGAACCUCCACGAAAUUGUUGACGCAUAUGAGAAAGUUGUUGAUAACCUCAACGCCCAUGCUCACCCAGACUCACCUUACCCCUCAGCGCAGAACUUGCGGAACCUUAUCAAGUCCGGCCCUCCGGUAUAUGGCAUGGAGGCAGUUGGUGACGACAUCUCACUUAGCGAAGGGGCUGAGUUGCUUCUUGAGCAACUCAGCACGCCGGAAGAUAGCCCGCUCUGGGUGCUCGUGUGGGGCGGUGUCAAUGUGCUUGCGCAGGUUCUUCACAAUAUUCGAAACCGGUCAGACGCUGCCAGGCUGCGUGAAAAGCUACGCGUCUACACGAUUUCCGAUCAAGACGAUUGCGGAGGAUGGAUUCGUCAACAAUGGCCAGAGAUCUUCUACAUAUGUUCCAUUCACGGCUGGAAUCAGUACCAAUGCGCUGCAUGGACUGGAAUCUCGGCCCCUUGCUCCGGUGAUGUAGGAGGGCCAGACGGUUCCAAAGUGACACACGAAUGGGUCGAAGAAAACGUCCAAAUCGGUCCUCUGGGCGCUGCAUACCCCAACUUCGAGUUCAUUAUCGAAGGUGACACGCCUACUUUUCUUUAUCUUGUCCAAAAUGGCCUUGGCGUACCAGAUGAGCCUACCUACGGAUCCUGGGGAGGCCGUUACAUUCCGGUCAAUGUUAGCCCAAAGGGCCUGUCUUCUAGGGGACACUUUGCCGAUGCAAUAGACACAGUGACUGGUGUGGACGGCAAGCUGCACAGGUCCAAUCAGGCCACUAUCUGGCGUUGGAGGAACACAUUCCAAGACGACUUCGCUGCGCGUAUGCAGUGGACCUUGACCUCUGAUUUCAGUAAAGUCAACCACCACCCCGUCGUCUCAGUAAACGGUGAGUUUGGAUUUGCACCAAUUUACGUCGAGGCUGAUGCCGGAGGUGGCGUGUCUUUCGAUGCAUCCGAGAGCUACGACCCCGAUGGCGAUAAGCUCGACUUCAAGUGGUACCAAUACCGCGAGCCCAGCUCGCUUCAGACGUAUCACGGCCUCGAGGUGUCCGAUAUUGAGAUCAAGCCACUGAACGACGAUGGUAGCAAAGUGGAGGUAAAAGUUCCUCCAGCGGAAAAGUCGUGCAUAGUGGUCAGAGAAAGAAUUCCCCUUGAGCGAGGCCUCCCUCUCCACCUGAUUCUCGAAGUCAAGGACAAUGGCAUACCCUCUCUGACGAGCUAUCGCCGAGUAGUCAUUCAUCCCAUUGAUAAACAAUUCGGCUCAAAGAAAUAG